GUGUUGUUCUUUCUUCAUUCAUUCUCUCUAUUUGUUUACUUACAUACACAAGAUGAUACUGUAAUUGAAACUUUUUUGGAUCAUUCUCUUUCUUAACAUGAAGAAGAACAAUGGAUAUUUCAUGGCCAUUUUAUAAAUCUCAAGAUUUCACUUCUUGGAUUUGGUAUCUUAUAAACCCUAGUUGACAGAUUUGGUUUUCAAAUAAUUUUAUGUUUUAUAAAAUUUAAAUUAAUAUAAUAAAAGACUCUUAAAAUUGUUUAAGGGGUAUUUUCGAAUAACAUUAAACUUCAGGGGUUUGUAUGUAAGAAUACCCUUCGCCUUCCUCAAUCCUCAAACCUAUUUCCGCCCUCGAUCGAAUCUCCUUCCUCCGCGGCCAUUCCAGUUCAACAGAAACGUUGGUGAUGUCCCGUAAACGUAAUGUAGUUCUUGCUACUGGUUUACUAACUUUUGCAGCUGUGGGCAUGUCUUUCCCCUUUUACAUGGCGACCAAAUCUUCGAGGUCAAAUCCAGUGAUUGAUUCCUCAAAGCCUCUACCACCUCAAGCGACAUUUCGUGGACCAUAUAUCAACACAGGCUCUCGAGAUAUUGGUCCCGAGAAUCAAACUUAUCCAAAGAAGAAAUUAGAUUGAAUGGAUCUCAACUGUUCAUAUUCAGAUGGGAUGAGUACCCAUCAUGGCCAUGGAUGGAGUCUUCUUCAUCUUCAGGAUAUGAUUGCUCUCUACAUAUGAAUUCCUUUGUCUGUGCUUAUAAAAACACUGCUUUUGAUUGUAGCAAAACAAAAUCUCCAGUUCAAUUUACAAUGUUUAUUUAUUAUCAUUGCCAUUGUGGUUCGGAAACUUGGAAUAUUUUUGCUUGCCUGAACUAUAAUAUUAGCUUCAGUGACCAACAGUUUUGAAUUCAUUUAGAAAUAGUUGAUAAUAAUAUGUGGUGUAAUUAAUUACACUUGUAUAUAAGCAUUUCAGUAUUGGCUUUCAGAUAGCCAGUCCAGCCAGACAACUGAAGGAAGAUAUUUUUUUUGUUUAUUUGCUGAUUCUCCAAAAGGGUAUUACUUUCCUUGUUUCCAUUUCAUGCUACUGCUUCUCCAAUUUCAUUGCUUUACAUGAAGAGGCGGCCCCUUCGAGCCAUCAGUUCACUGGUUGUUCAUACACAAUAUGCAGAAGAAGCACCGUCCUCCCUCCUCCCCAGGUAGUCGCGCCACCGUGGAAGAAGCAGAAGAACAGGUAACUGGGAGGAGGGAUAGGGCCAAAGCUUCGCCUUUUAAGAUGGAAUCACCUGACUUCUGGGGCUUGGCUGGGUCCAAUACUGACACGACCAAGAUCAGUGCUGAAUUUAUUGCACCUUGUUACUGUAUAACAUUAACAAGAUCGAAAAUUGACACAAAGCUUCCAUUAAUUUUUCGGUCCUUCCAGUUUGGCUUUUGGUUUGCAUGAGCUGGAGAAGAGUUUUGUUUUGUUGAUUAUUGCACUCUUAAACUGACCGAGGUGAUACUUUAUCAUUUAUUUUUAAUGAAGUUAUUAGUUA
Impatiens glandulifera is the source of this 1521-nucleotide messenger RNA. RefSeq names its product cyclin-dependent kinases regulatory subunit 1-like. Gene Ontology annotation, cellular component: SCF ubiquitin ligase complex; cyclin-dependent protein kinase holoenzyme complex. The transcript has 6 exons. The record is from RefSeq and is a predicted model, not a curated record. The coding region runs from base 1152 to 1430 and encodes 92 amino acids. Gene Ontology annotation, molecular function: ubiquitin binding; cyclin-dependent protein serine/threonine kinase activator activity; histone binding. Lineage: Eukaryota; Viridiplantae; Streptophyta; Magnoliopsida; Ericales; Balsaminaceae. Gene Ontology annotation, biological process: regulation of mitotic cell cycle.